Thamnophis sirtalis is the source of this 1118-nucleotide messenger RNA. The record is from RefSeq and is a predicted model, not a curated record. Lineage: Eukaryota; Metazoa; Chordata; Lepidosauria; Squamata; Natricidae.
GGCGGCGGCGCCUGGACGGGACGGGCGUUGCAGCAACAGCAGCAGCCGGGAGCCGGAGCCACGUGCGCCCACAGCUUCCCUUUGCCGGAGAGCCUCCGAGGACCAUGACGGCCAGCAAGGGCGCUUCCAACGGGGACAUCGGGCCGGAGGCGAGGGGGGCGACGGUGGCGAUGGCCGGGGGGUCCAGCCGGCUCUCCCGCCUGCGGGGCUUCCUGCGGUCCAACCUGCUGGUGCUUCUGACGGUGUCGGGCGUGGUGGCCGGCGUGGCGCUGGGGCUGGCGGUGCGGCGUCCGGGCGGGCUGAGCGAGGCCGAGGUGCAGCUCUACUCCUUCCCGGGGGAGCUGCUGCUGCGGCUGCUGAAGAUGAUCAUUCUGCCGCUGGUGGUCUGCAGCCUGGUAGCCGGCGCCGCCAGCCUCGACCCGGCCGUGCUGGGCAAGCUGGGCGGCUGGGCCAUGCUCUUCUUCCUCCUGACCACCCUGAUGGCUUCCUCCCUGGGCGUCGGGCUGGCCUUCGCCAUCCAGCCCGGCGCCGGCGCCGCCGACCCUAAACUGGACAAGUACGGCGGCACGGACGGGCUGCCCCCGCGGAAGGAGGUGGUCGACUCCUUCCUCGACCUGAUCAGGAACAUCUUCCCUUCCAACCGUACGCUUCUCAUCACGGCGACAGCGUCCAGCGUGGGGGCCGCUGGGAUUCCCGCGGGGGGCGUCCUCACCCUGGCCAUCAUCCUGGAGGCCAUCAGCUUGCCCACCAAGGACAUCUCGCUCAUCCUGGCCGUGGAUUGGCUUGUAGACCGGACCUGCACCGUCCUGAACGUGGAGGGCGAUGCCUUCGGCGCGGGACUUCUACAGGUCUACUCGGAGAAGAAAUUGGGCCAUACGGUGAACGACGACCUGCUGGAGGUGAAGACGGAGGCCGUGGAGGCCAGCAAGGCAGAGGAGAUCGAGGAGGGGUCCCCGCUGAUUAAGCAGAACGGUCCAACCCAUUUGGGGGAUAACAAACCUUGCGAAAAAGAAUCCGUGAUGUGAUUGAACUCAUCAAAAUCCAGACGAUUUAGGGGGAGAUAUUCUUGUUAUCCAAAAAGAAAAAGAACUUUAAAACUUUACUCCAAAAAAGGAACA